AUGUUAAAUUUUUCAAACCUAGCUCGUUUUGGGAUCGAAUACGCCAUUAAGAAUAAAGAAUUAAUUAAUAAUUCAUCAACAAUACUAACAGUUCCCACAGCAUCACAGACAAAAAAUGCUGAAAUGCAUGAAUUAUCAAUCGUUGAUAGAAUAGAACGGUGGUGUAAUGCACAAAAAGCUGGUGUCAAAUUAACAAAUGUGCUCAAAGAAAAGAAACAAGAAAAAGAAAAUGCUUUAGAGAAAACAGAAACUCAAGACACAGAAAAACUGGAGAAAAAAUCAAAAAAGAUAAAAGUAUCACCCCUUGGUCUAAUUGUUAAUGGUGCUAGUUCAUCCAAGAAAGGUACAAACGAAGCAACAUCAAGUAAUAAUAAUAAAGCCUCGUUAUCGUCAUCAACAAAAAGAAUAGCUGGCUGUACGAAAAAAAAUCCAACAAAACCAACAACAACCGGUGUUGAAAGAACUGAAAAGCGUCUAAGUGACUCUUCAACAUUUAAUGAUGUUUCAGCUAAAAUUCGAAAAAAAAAUUAUGUUAACAUUCUGAAUCUACCAGAUGACGUUUUAUCGUUUUCAAAUGAUAAGUUUUAUGAUUAUGUGCGAGAAACAGCUGGUGAAGAAGCAGUGGAGAUAUGUAAAUUUCAAGCGAUUCGAAGUACAGCUGUUUUAAUUACUACCACAAUAGAUGAAACGUUAGCUAUAUUAGAUGAUAAUGUUGAAGAAUUGAAAGAUUUUAAACGAAGAGUAGAUUAUACGCGGUUUGAUGGAAAAUUUGUGAUGAAAAUUGGAAUAAAAAAUCGAAUAAAAAAUUUAAUAACGUUAUUGAAACUAAAAAACGAACAAACUCAAAUAACAAUAAAUACGACAACGGUCGAUGAUCAAAAUAUCGAUAGUCAAAAUUUAUACGAAUUAAUGUUAUCAUUGUUUUCGACGAUUCUCUUUCCAAUGGAAUAG
Didymodactylos carnosus is the source of this 951-nucleotide messenger RNA. NCBI's taxonomy places the organism in Eukaryota, Metazoa, Rotifera, Eurotatoria, Philodinida, Philodinidae. The record is from the annotation of a GenBank genome assembly.